Gigantopelta aegis is the source of this 1126-nucleotide messenger RNA. RefSeq names its product cytochrome b5-like. Gene Ontology annotation, cellular component: intracellular membrane-bounded organelle; membrane. The coding region runs from base 158 to 451 and encodes 97 amino acids. NCBI's taxonomy places the organism in Eukaryota, Metazoa, Mollusca, Gastropoda, Neomphalida, Peltospiridae. The transcript is spliced from 3 exons. Gene Ontology annotation, molecular function: heme binding. The record is from RefSeq and is a predicted model, not a curated record.
CGACUAACGAAUGUACUGUUGUAAUAUACCAGUACGCUAAUCUUCGUUAAUUUAGCAAAGGAAGUGGAUACAAGAAUGGGAUUUUAACGGUUUCUAAUGCGACAGUAGUCACAAACAACGUUGACAACGAUUUGUACAGAAGGUGGAGUUUGGGAAUAUGGGAGAGGUUACAACAAAGAAACCGCUACAGCUGUUCACUCUGAAAGAUGUUAAGGAACAUGGGGACGAAUCCUCCUGCUGGAUUGUCAUCUGGGAUCGUGUGUAUGACGUCACCAAGUUUUUGAAAGGGCAUCCCGGUGGUGAGGAUAUUAUUCUGGAACACGCCGGUCACGACUCCACGCAGAAUUUCGACGAUAAGGGACACUCGACAAUAGCACACGACAUGCUGGAGGAAUACCUGAUCGGGGAACUGGUGCAGGUACGCGAUAUCAGUCUACCAGUCUUUUCUUAAAGCUACAUACUGGGAAACAUAAAACAUUGUACAGUAGUUCUCGCUGAAACCAACAGUUUGUUGCUUCGAAUAUUUUUGUACAUCCGGUGUAGUCCAAGGGCGAAUCCAGGAAUUAUUUUAGUGGGGACAAAGGCCAAAGGCAAAAGAGAACAUGGACCAAUUUCUAAAAAAGGCAUUUCAAUAAAGGUUUGACACUCGUAAAAUGGAGUUGAGUAUGCGUCGUUCAAUAAAACAUUCCUUUUUUCGAAAAAUGGAAACUUAAAAAAAAAAAAAAAAAAAAAAAAAACUGCUUGAAUAAUUUUUUGGGGGGUGGGGUGGGGUGGGGUACAGGUCCCCCUGUUCCCAUCACUUAAAUCCGCCUAUGUAGUCAGGAUUCGCUCAAUGUCUAUAAAUGCCCAUGACACUAUCCUGCCAUAGGGGCAGAUUUUGGAGAGGAUCCAAGGGGCCCAAGCACGCCUGUCGUGGACACAACCUCUGACUUCGGCAGAGUUCUGUACAAGAUAGGAAUUGGUUAAGUAAUUUUUAAAAAAAUCUAUGUAUAAGGCCUGCGAUAUUGUCAAUGUUACCGAAGGAUAAUAUUACAUUUAUGUUACGAACUCUCUCUUACAAAGUCGUAAAUGCGCGCCCCCUGACAUGUCUGAGUUUUGGAUGUUAGUGUUAUACUUGGUAAUUCAA